AUGGCCGAAGACGCGUCUCGUCGCGUCGCGGCAACGUAUGCUCGUCUGAACGAGGUUCGUCAAAUUGCCUAUGCGCUUCAGUUCCCUCAAGUACCUCAGUACUAUUUACCCAUGUGUCCAACCGACGAGUAUGGUGUAUAG
This is a messenger RNA of Chaetomium globosum CBS 148.51, 141 nucleotides long. RefSeq lists its product as uncharacterized. Lineage: Eukaryota; Fungi; Ascomycota; Sordariomycetes; Sordariales; Chaetomiaceae. The record is from RefSeq and is a predicted model, not a curated record. Bases 1 to 141 code for a protein of 46 amino acids. The transcript is spliced from 2 exons.